AUGGCUGAGUCUGUUCUGUCCCCGCGCAAGCGUCUGCCGCGGUUAAAUGUGGACGGUCCCUCCUUACAGGACGAUGAGCGUUACGUGACACUGUCCGUCGCGCCGUCUUCUCCGUCUACGGCGUCUACAUCCAGCACUGCCGACGUCUCCUCUUUGACCGUCGUAAAUGCCAAGGCCAAGACCAAGGCGCAGUCGCCCCCAUACGAGCAGAGCCAUCUGCACGAGCGUGCCACGUCGCGUCUUGUGGCCAAAACCGACGAAGCCAGCGACGAACGCAUCAGUGACGCCAGCGACGAGGGUGUUGACGGGCUUACAAGGCUGCAGCAGCUCCGCAAUUGGCUGCGACGACUGCGUCAGACCUUCGGCACGUCAUUCCUGCUGCUCGUGAGUACCGUUUACGCCGUGCAGGGCUUCACGAGCUUCAGCGCUCUAGCAGUCAAUUAUUUCUUCAAGGACAACCUACAGCUGCAGCCGGCCGAGUCGCAGUCGCUGCUUACGUUCAUGAUGGUGCCCUGGGGGAUCAAACCUCUGUACGGCAUCAUCUCUGACAGUUUGCCACUGUUCGGAUAUCACCGCAAGUCGUAUAUGAUGCUGUGUAGUACCGUGGGUGCGAUUGCAACGUUGACGUUGGCUGUGCCCGACCUAAUUACGACCCCGGUUGGUGCUGUGCUCGUGCUAAUGCUUAAUAGCUUAUCAACGGCGGUGAUUGACGUGGUAAUCGAUGCCCGAGUUGUCGAGAUGUCGAGAUUAGAUCCCAAAUGUGGCGCGAACGAUCUGCAGUCAGUCUCAUGGAUCUCCAUGGCGGUGGGUGGCGUGCUUGGGUCGUUCCUAUCCGGUCCAGCGACACACAACCUGGGAGUGCGUGGCGUGUUCUGCUUUGCGGCGAUUGGACCGCUUACGAUUCUGAUCUUCUCUACACUCAUGCAUGAAGCGAAGACAACAGUGAGCAAGCGCCACUGGAAAACCUCAGCUAAGAGACAGUUGCGGCAACUAAAGGGGGCAAUUGGCACACCCGUGAUUUGGAUGUGUGCGCUCUGGGUGUUCCUGUCCGGUGCUAUCAGUCCUGGGUACUCACAAGUCUUCUUUUACUUCUCGACGGACGUGUUGCAGUUUACGCCCGAGUUUUUGGGGACAGUAUCGGCUUUUGGGUUUAUUUUCCUCAUGGUGGGUACCAUGCUGUACAACGCGUGCUUCAAGGACAUGUCAUUCCGUCGCAUCUUCUUCAUCGCUCAGCUCAGUUUGGCUGUUGUGUCGCUGCUGGACGUCGUAUUGGUCACGCGUAAUAACCUGGACGUGGGUAUCCCGGACAAGGCGUUUGUUCUGGGCGAUGCAGUGAUUGCAGACGUCAUCAGCCGCCUCAAGACGAUGCCAGUGAUGGUUCUCUGUGCCAAGCUCUGCCCUAAGGGUAUUGAAGGCACGCUGUUCGCACUAUUGAUGUCCAUUUCCAACUUUUCUCGCAGUGUGAGCGAAUUUUGGGGAGCUCUCGUGUGUACUUGGUUAGGCAUCGCCAAGGACGAGUACGACAUGUUGUGGCUCGCUAUCAUUCUUCGCAGGUGGUUCCCAUCUUCUUCCUCUUCCUCAUCCCAGCGACGGAUCCUCAGGAAAUUGUGGACGAACUGGACUUCAGCUCCCCUGCCCAUGGUGAUGCAGGUAAAGAUGAAGCGGGUGAUGACGAUCACGCUGGUACGAUUCGUGAAGACCACACAGUCAAUGACUGCUCGCCAACUGAAGAGGAAGAGCUGA
This is a messenger RNA of Phytophthora infestans T30-4, 1743 nucleotides long. Its product is annotated as folate-Biopterin Transporter (FBT) family. The transcript has a single exon. The record is from RefSeq and is a predicted model, not a curated record. NCBI's taxonomy places the organism in Eukaryota, Oomycota, Peronosporomycetes, Peronosporales, Peronosporaceae. Gene Ontology annotation, cellular component: membrane. The coding region runs from base 1 to 1743 and encodes 580 amino acids.